This is a messenger RNA of Lymnaea stagnalis (great pond snail), 9725 nucleotides long. The record is from the annotation of a GenBank genome assembly. NCBI's taxonomy places the organism in Eukaryota, Metazoa, Mollusca, Gastropoda, Lymnaeidae.
ACUCUUGGUUUGCAUUAAUGGCUUUGCUUCUCAGAAAUAACGUUGCAUGUACACAAUUCUUUAGAUUACAAAAUAAUUUCCUCAUUACUUGACCUCUACUGUCAAUAGAAAUUAUACUGUCACAUAAGUACUUAAAGUGCGUUUGCUAAAAUUGGAGAAAAAUGGUAAGAUUUCAUUAAUUUGGCCUAAUUUCAGAUUCGUAGUAGCCUACUACACUACUACUUGCCUACUUACUUAUAUUAUACUUAAAUUUAAACUAGGUAGGUACUUUGUUAAGAAAAUUCAAACUUUGUGUAUAAAUAAACCAAUGGCAUAGUUGAAUAGAGCUAAUUUUAACAGAAUUUUAAAACCAAAAUCAUAUUUUUAGCUAUUGUAGUUUUAAAGUUAUGAAUUUUUAAAAUACGACUUGGUUUGUCAUUUUUUAACAUAGACUGCACCUCCACGUCACGAGCUAUAUAACUCUCGGUUUAAUGAUAAUUUUAUGCGACUUUUAUUUUCAGAACUAAUUCUGUAUUAACAAAUAAUUUUAAUAAUGUUGUUAUACAAAUAUAUAUAAAUUAUAGUUUAUCUAACUAUGCACUAUGUAGAACAAUAAAUUUAAAAUAAUAUAUGGCUUUUCUGUUUACCAAAUCAACAGCGUCCAUUAUUAGCCACUUCACUAAGCUGCGCGUGCCGGUCGAUUUUUCGGAUGCGAGAAACAGACCAUUAACCGGCGACCGGUCAAUGCCAGUAGGUCACAGGGUCAUGUUUAGAUUUCGUUUCUUUGUCUAUGUAAGGGAGAGACAAUGAACUUCCUAUAGUCUAUUUUGUGCCCACGAGGAGGACGAUCAUUACAAAAUAAACUUUUUCACCGGACUGACAGGGCUUGUGGCAGAUAUCUUUCGUUGGGAAAACAGGUAAUUUUGCUAGCGCUAUAUUUCGGAAACCAUUAUCGUAUUGCAAUUAAUUCCUUUUGUAUUGAAUGUAAAAGUGAUUUAACUAAUUGAAGCAAGAAACAUAUUGACAUUUAGAUAGGCCGUAAAUUGUAUAAACAGGGCGUUCGGGCGUAAAUUUGAGCAAUAGCUCCUGACCAGUUAUCGAUAAGGCCAAAUGCACCGGAAGUGAUAACCAUUCUCUGUUAUUAUUAUUCUUAUUGCAUAAGAAGUAUUUACAAAUCUUUAUAAAUCUAUUGUUUUUAAAAGCAAUCCAGUUCAUUUUUAUUAUUAAACUCGUUUUUAUUUCAUGAAUGAAAACAAAUUUAUAAAUAUUUAUGAAAUUUCAUUUUGUAAAAUAAUAAAAUUUACAUCCGUGAUAACCAUGUCAAAACUAUAUGAUAUAUCAACUUGAAUUAUUUAAAUAUAUGUUGUAAUUGUAAUAAUUAUCAAACUUCACAACAGUGAAUUAUAUAAUUGGAAAUUAAAUAAUGCCCUUACUGAUAUAAUUUAUCUUAAACCCAGAUUAGAUACGGUAAACAAUGAAUAGUUGUUGUAGUAAUAGGCUCAGCAGCUACUAAACUAAAUACUAAAUGUCAUCACCUAUUUCGAUUAAAUUUCAUUAUUUUAUUUACCUUUGUAUUCUAAAUAACCUAUCUCUCUUUUUUUUCCUUUUGUAUACCCUAUUUUUUUUUAAAAUGUAUAUUCCUUUCUUGCCUCUAAACUCUACCGCUUUAGCUCAAAGCUAUUAUAUUUGACUUUUCAGACUUAGCCCAAUCUUUACUUUGUAUAUGAAAAAUGUUGUUAAAAUUUCUUAAAUUCCUCAGCAUUUUCUUUCUUUUAAAUACACAGCCUUUUUCAGCCAUUGCAGCCAAUUGAUAGACGAGCUGUCUUAAGGACCCAUCAAGACUACCAGACUUUUUUACAUAAGUAAAUUUAUAUCUGUUAAAGCUCCUUAAUGACUUAAUGGAUAUGAAAUACAAACUACUUGACUUAAUCUGAAUAAAAGUAAUGUUAGAACAUCACAGUAUAAUAUCUAUACAUACUGGAUAUACAGCAUAAGUAAAAUAACCAUUGUCUUAAUUAAUGAAUAAUUUAAUUACAAUAUUAUUAAACUACUGAAUUACACAAUCUUAAAUUAAAGACAUAUAUAAAUUAUAUAAAUAAGGUACCUUAUGUUAAAUUGCUUAUUUUGUGUUUAAUUAAAUCGAUUUUCAAUCUCUAUUUCAGUUUGUCUGGACUACUAGACCACAUUGAAUUACAAGGAGUUUGUGUUGCGAUGAAGCGGAAAUAAUGCCUCUUCUGCUUAGAGGUAUUGACUUCCCAGCUGUGCCAAGUGUUGCUUCAGCAAAACAUCUCUAGAUACGUCUUUGGAAUAUUGGCUUCUAAUACCAAAAUGUGUCUGCACGUACAAUUUCACUUAAAUUGUUGUACCAGUCUUUCCUGUUUUAACAAAAACCUAUCAGUUGUGACUGCAUGUCCAACUGGACAAUCCACCAGAGCAUUAUCUUAACAGCUAUUGAUAUUUUUCACCAACUACCGCAUUUAUAUGGCAAUUUAUACACUCAGGACUCCUAUUUAUCAUCAUGAUGGGUGGAAGCAACAAUAUUGACAAAUUUCACUUAAAUUGUUGUACCAGUCUUUCCUGUUUUAACAAAAACCUAUCAGUUGUGACUGCAUGUCCAACUGGACAAUCCACCAGAGCAUUAUCUUAACAGCUAUUGAUAUUUUUCACCAACUACCGCAUUUAUAUGGCAAUUUAUACACUCAGGACUCCUAUUUAUCAUCAUGAUGGGUGGAAGCAACAAUAUUGACAAAAAGUAAACCAUUGCGGAAAACCAUUCAUUACCAAUGGUAUCUACACUCGGGACUCCAUUCAUCUGUGUCAUAAACUGAAUCAUUACCAAUAACUGUUACAAAUUGGACUCUGCCAACACAUAACUUGUGACCAUCAUCUUUCUAUGAAAGAAAAUAUAUCUCUUUUAUUCAGCCUUUCAAUGAACUAUAGACAAUAGAAGUACUAAAAUAAUAUUAAGUAUUAAGUGAUCAUCAUUUGUACUGUGGAUUUCAAAUAGCAUGGCUACUUGGAUAUCAAUUUCAUGGAUUGGAUCAUGGAUGAUUGGAUUUUGAUAUAUGUUUUUUCAAUGGUAUUUAUCCAUUAUAAUACAUUAUUUUAUAAAUCUUUUCUGAGGAAUUAUUCGCAGAAUUAAUAUUAAUUUACUAGAUGAUUGUGUGCAUUAACACAAUAGGUGGAAUUGGUAACAUUUAUGCAAUUUGUAUUUUUAAUGCACAAACAGGCUAAAUUUUAGAAUUAAAUCUACUCACUCUCUGUUGCUCAAAUGCCACUGAUUUAAUUCAUUUAUUGAUAUAUUAAUAUUUAAUGGCUUAUUAUAAAAGCCCAAUGCCUAAUGAAACUAUGCUGAAAAUUUGAAGGCUUUAACUUUGCAGGUAAAAUAGUUAAGGCAUUUUGAGUAUUGAGAACGGGCGCUCCAUCUGUAAUGAAAUUUACUUACCUGCUGUAAAUCCCGCGCAUUAAUACAUUUGUCAAAAUAUUAAUAUGAAAAUGCCUAAUUAUACAAGCCCAAUACCUACUUAAGUUAUUCUGACAAUUUGAAGGCUUUAACUUUACAGGGAAAAUAGUUAUGGCAUUUUGAGUAUUGAAAACGGGCGCUACAUUUUUAAUGAAAUUUACUUACCCUCUGUUGUUCAAAUCCAGGGCGUUAAUACAUUAGUCUAAAUAUUAAUAAGAAAGUGGCUUAUUAUAAAAGCCCAAUACCUACUUAAAUUAUGCUGAAAAUAUGAAGACUUAAAACUUUACAGAUAAAAAAGUUAUGGCAUUUUGAGUAUUGAGAACAGGCGCUAUGCUUUUAAUGAAAUUUACAUAACCUCUGUUCGUCAAAUCCAGGGCAUUAAUACAUGAGUCAAAAUAUUAAUAUGGAAAUGGCUUGUUAUAAAAGCCCAAUACCUAAUAAAACUGUCCUGAAAAUAUGAAGACUUUAACUUUACAGAUAAAAAAGUUAUGGCAUUUUGAGUAUUGGGAGCAGGCGCUACGUUUUUAAUGAAAUUUACGUACCCUCUGUUAGUCAAAUCGCACACAUUAAUAUGUUUAUUGUAUUAUUUGCAUAACAAUGAUUUAUUAUUAAAGCCAAAAACUUAAUUAAAAUGCGUUGCACGUUUCAAAGCUUUAACUUUGCUGAAUAAAAAGUUAUCGCAUUUUGAGUGUCAAAGAUGUCUUUUUUCGGUCACAAAAUUUUGGAAAAUAUUUACUAAGGCUAUAUAAGGAAAAAUUCUGACACUAAAAAUGCGAUAAAUUUUGUUCUACUUAAGAUAGAAAGAUAAAAUAUGUAUCAAUGGAAAGGAAAUACUGAGUCCUUUCUAAUGAUAUAAGUUUCAUUAAUAUAUAACAACUUUGAAAAUUUUAGUGUAGUACCUACCAUUAUACCAGUAUAUGCUAUAUAGUCUAUAUAAUGCAUCGCACCACCUAAAAUAUUGUAUGGGAUUUACUUAUUUUGAACUUUCAACUUUGGCACAUGACUUAUUAACUAAAGCUUUCCCUGACCAAUGGUGUUAAUAGUUUUUGCACACGGCAAACUCUUAUGAAUGAAACUUGAGGUAGUACUACGGCAUAGCAUUAUGCAAAUGGCUGUGAAUGGUUUCCCAUGACUUUUUGCACACAGUCAAUUCUGAUAAUUAAUAAUAUGGACUCUACCGGGUUUUUAAAGCUCAAAUUUAAACAUUCUAGUUUAAAUGUCAUCAAAAUGCAUUUUGAAACACAAGUUAUCAAAUAUUUUGAGGUAUUUAGAGGUAAUAAUGAAUAUUUCCUUAGCUAAGUAUUGGCAUUUUCCGCCAUUUAAAAGGGGCCGGGAUCACCAAUCCAAUAUGGCCUGUGCAACCUUUGCAUAAUGAGGUCAACGUUGAGGAGAAUAGUGAAAAAUGUUUCAUAAGCUAUCCCAUUGAAAUUUUGCACACGUGUACUUCAACAAAUUAUGCAGGCCUACUUUAACUUUGAAUAUUUAGACAGAAUUUUUUAAUGCGAAGAUGCCUUAAAGUUGAGAUAAAGAACAAAUUAACUCAAUGGGAAUGUAGUUCAACAUUUCUCCUAACGUUAAUGGGUGGAGUCAAACCUUAAGUAUGGGCCAAAAGUACUCCUAAUUUAUGCAAAUUACAUGCACAUGAAAAAAUUAAAAACUCAAAUUCUAUUGCGCCGAUGCCCAUUUCCGAUACAAACUUUCUAGGAGUGUCCCUUGCUUCGGCGGAGUAUCUACUUAAACUUUUCAGUUUUUUGUUUUACUUAGUCUGUUAAAGUUAAAUAGUUUAGUCUAUUUUAGUGACACUAGUCUAAGUUUAGGCUCUUAAGUUUGGUACUUUUGGUUAGCAGAUGGUUUUUGCCAAUUGUUGUCUGACCCUAAGCGCAGUGACAUCAACUUGGGCGGGGAAUCCCAGCACUGGACAGAAUGAAUAACCAAUUACAAUUAUUGGACCUGAGCUGUAUGUUCCAGUUCUUUACUGAGCAUUGCUUGCAUCUUAUACUAAAACUGAAGAUCGAUACAGUUAACAAUAUGAAAUAUAUUAAAAUGAAUUUUCCAAUUCAUUUUCAUUAAAGUUCAAUUUUCAAGGUUUAAAAGGGUACUUGUACGCUUGACAUACCCCCCUGUUACACAGUGUUUUUGCUAUACUUUUUUUUCGCACUUCCGCAAACUUUGUUGCCAUGACACCAGACAUGGCAAUGAACAAGGCAGCAGUGAGAAGAAAAAAGUAGUGCAAAAACAUGCUUAUUACAAAUCAACACCAUUUAGACAUUUUGGUUGGGGAAAACCUUGAAAUCUAAAAUUCACAACUCUACCUUACCUGAAUUCUAAUUCAGUAUCCCUAACUCAAGUGUAAAUUCACCCAUAAAUUUAGUCCCCCCAACUCAAGCAUAAAUUCAUCCCUAUAUUAGCCCCCUCCUUUUACAUCCCUAAAUUUAGUACCCCCUAACUUCAGCAUAAAUUUUCACACCUAAAAUCUAUGACCUAACUUGAACCCUAAAUCAUGUACACUACUGAGAAAAUCAUAAAUUUGAUUUAAAUAUUCAAAGUAAGCAAAACCCUUAUAGUUGAAUCAAAUACACAUUACACGCUUUAUAAAUCGCAAAGAUUCCAGAAAAGUAAAAAUCCAUUUUUACAAAAUUAUCAGUCAUAAUGCAGUCAAUUAAAGGGCCUCGUUUUAAAAUAUUGUAAUUAACUACCCAAAGAAAUAUUCAUUAAAAAAGUUAUACAUCAAAAGUAUUAAUAUAAAAAAAUUUAAUAGUUAAUUCUAGUAACAAUGCGCAACUGGGGAGGUCACUCAUCAGAAUCUUGGGAGCUAAAAUUCAAGCAUACAUUGUCCCUAGAAAUUAAAAAAGAAGCAUAUCCUUGCUGAUUCCCGAAAAUAAACACAAGCGAGGAAAACAACAACAGGCGAGUCCUGAAAGUGUUGUAUUUUAAUUGGUUGAAAAUCAAAGUACCCCUAUGCUAUUCAUUUCUAUCAUAUCACAGUUUCACGGGACACAUAGUGAAAUGUCAGAAGAAACACUAAUUUUUAGCCCUCUCCCCACUUUCAAUACAAAAAAAAAGAAACAAAAUAAUCCUCUGGGGAGGGUAGACCCUGCCCAGAUCCCCUCCGCCACUUUGAAAAAAAAAAAAAAAAAGAAAACAAAAAACUUGCUUCAAGUAAACACAAAACUAAAAAUCAAAAUCCUUAAAUAAUUUUUAACCCUCCCCCCACUUUCAAUACAAAAAAAAAGAAACAAAAUAAACCCCUGGGGAGGGUAGACCCUGCCCAGAUCCCCUCCGCCACUUUGAAAAAAAAAAAAAAAAUGAAAACAAAAAACUUGCUUCAAGUAAACACAAAGCUAAAAAUCGAAAUCCUUAAAUCUUUUGACUGUGAAGCUAUAGAUGGAAGUUUAUUUGGUGUCAAAAUCCAUGUGAAAGCAAGUAGGGCUAAUCAAUAAACGAUUCAUUUAUUUCUAAUAAAAUUCAAUUGUUACAAUUGUUCAAUUCAAUACAAGCAUAUUCCAAUACCCGUAUUGGAAUAUGCUUGUAAUUUUGUAAAUUCUGCUGACAAUGUAUUUUUAGUAUUCCUUGUAAGGAGGGAUAACUAGUAGAUAAUGAAAUACGCUAAACUACAAUCACUAGUUAAGGACCUUUAAUUUACGACAUACAAAACAUAAGAUUAACCAAAUAUACUUCAUUGAUGCAUUUAAAAAACUGAUAUUUCUUUAGAAGAUUUCAUUUCUGAGAACUGUUUAACUUAGGCCUACACAAAAAUAUUAAUUUACCUUGCAGCUACCACUAUCACUUUUGCGUACAGCUGUGAAUCAUCCGAUGGUAAGUCUCUUACUCUAAUAAAUGUUUAGCAAAUUACUUCUUCUGCUACAUAAUAACCUACUUUAUAAUUUAUAAAAACUCUAAAAAGAAAUUUGUUUCCUUAAUUUCCAAAAUAAUAGAAAUUUUUUGUUAAGAAAUAAUAUUGCUCUAGGCCUAGUUAUUAUUAUUUAUUGAUUUACAACGCCAAGAUAUAUUUUAACAAUAAAAAAGUAGGAUUUGUUGUUGAAGCUUUACUAAGGCUCAGGCAAAGAAGACAUUAUGAACUCAAUAAUUAAAAAAAAAAUAGAAAAAAUCCAUUACGCUCUGGGCCUUUAUCCAAGUGAAAAAUCUUUCUUAAAAUUAAUUUGUUUUCUUAUAUACAAGUAUAGGUCUGGAAUUUUUCAAGAAAACGAGAUACUUUAAAUCAUUUCUAUAAUUUAAUAAUGGUUUCUAUUUUAAUAUAUUUAAUUGAUAUUUUAAUUCAGUUAGUUGAGUUAAAGAAUGGUGAGACCUACAAUGGUCACCUGGUUAGCUGUGACAACUGGAUGAAUAUCAAUCUAAGGGAAGUCAUCUGUACAUCAAGGGUAAAUAUUUAUAAAAAAAUUUUUAAUUUCUUCAUUCAAAAUUUUUUUUUCAAAGAUCCAGCAGAUAAUCAAGAUAUAAAUUUACAGAGCCUCCUUUUUAUUUGUUAGAAAUAAAAAUUAUUAAACUAUAAAGCCAUUUCCAUUUUUAUCACAUUUAAUAAUAAUCUUUUGAAGAUAUCAGAGUCUUCAAUCAAAAUAAUUACCAGUAUCGCGGAAAGUGAUUAAAAGCUAAUAUCAACAAUGAGCUACAUUUAUUACAUUCUAUUAUCAGAAUGUGUAACUUAUUUUGAUGUGAUAUUUUUAUAUUUCAAUGUUUUAUUUACCAGGAUGGUGACAGGUUUUGGAGGAUGCCAGAAUGUUAUAUCCGGGGAAGUACUAUAAAAUAUUUACGUAUUCCAGAUGAAGUCAUUGAUAUGGUUAAAGAAGAGGUAGUUCAAAAGUCAAAGGGCAGAGGUGACUUUAAAGGAGGCCGUGGUGCCGGUCAGAGAGGUCGUGGUAGAGGUAUGUUUCUUUGGGUUUCUUUGGUAUGGGCAUUGAACAGUCACUCAUGACUUGUGUCUUGAAAGCUUGAAAUGAACUAUAUAAAAUUACAACUAUCAAGUUAACUUAAAUAAUAAUAAAGUAUUUAUUUAUUUGCGUUCAUUGAGCUCUACCCCUUUAUUUAACGCAAUAAUAAUUAAAACCUUUUCAGCAAUAUAAACAACUAAAUAUCAAAAUAGUUAAGAAGUAUAAACAUAGACAUCUUUUAGCUUCAAAAUCACAUAAUUUGCUUCUUUUUGUGUGCUUACAGGAGUUUUUCAGCCUGGAGGUCGUGGGGGUAGGGGAGGUGGAGGAGGAGGCAGAGGUGGAGGUGCUGGAGGUGGCAACAAGCCAGGGAAAGGAAGGGGUAACUAAAUGUUGGAUACCUUUCACUUCCUCUUUUUUUUCUUUUCAUUUUUGGAUAACAAAAGAUUGGUACAACUGUAAUGAAUAUGUGGCAAUGACAUAUGUAUUUGUGUGAAAUGUGUAAAAAGACAAUGCUAGCAAAAUAAUUGUAUCUAUUUCUUGUGCCUGUCAUUCAUAAAACAUGUUAUGGCAAACAUGUGUGUUGCAAUGUCCAUCAUAUUAGACAGUUAGCAUUGAUUACAAUUCAAAUUAUUCUUAUUUCUAAUUCUUUAUUAGGCAAAAAAUAAUAUUUCAUUCAAUUUGUUAUUUUUAAAAAAAUCAAAGAUCUGUUUUUUUUUUGUAACAAAUAUUUGAUAUAUGGCCUACAUAUAAAUGAAUUUUUGUUCAUUGUGUGGUAAACACUUUUUUUUUUUUUACAAGUGUUAAAAUGUCAAUUUAUUUAUUUACCAAUAGAAAUUGAAAUACGUAAUUGUCUUGACCUUCUUGAGGCCUCUGCUAUUCAGCAUUGAAAUACACCACAUUGUAUAUCAUACGUCAUCGGAAACUUCACCUGUGGCUUCAAAACACAAAGUGCAAGCCAUCAAGCUGCUCUCUAUAAUAUGGGCAAUAAUAAUAAAGGUGAUGCCUUGAAAUAUAAAACUUGUGCAGAACACUGAACACAGCGGGAUAUGUUAUCUUGCUCUGUAAUUUUCUUACUUACACUUUAAAGGAAGACAAUCUUAAAUAUUGUCCCGAAUCAUGCUUGCUGUUUGCAGUUGUUGGUUGGAAUGUUUUUGUAUUAUAAGAUAAGCACACAGAAAUGAGACAAUAGGCAAUAACUUCUUAAAAAUGAUGUAAAAUAUAAUAUUCUGACUUUGUUAUUUGUAUGUUAGCAUUGAUGGAAGUUUGUUAGAAUGUUAGUGGCUACCAUUUAAAUUUGCCCAUUUGUUACCAUGAUGAGAAGGAAGUUAAACUUUAAUAAUUAAUAUUUUAAACUGAAUUUUUUGUACAUGCUUGUUAAAUAAAAAUGAAUUCACCUG